Fulvia fulva is the source of this 1524-nucleotide messenger RNA. Its product is annotated as Vanillin dehydrogenase. The transcript has 2 exons. The record is from RefSeq and is a predicted model, not a curated record. Bases 1 to 1524 code for a protein of 507 amino acids. Lineage: Eukaryota; Fungi; Ascomycota; Dothideomycetes; Mycosphaerellales; Mycosphaerellaceae. Gene Ontology annotation, molecular function: succinate-semialdehyde dehydrogenase (NAD+) activity.
AUGAAGAGCAGAGUGACACUGGAGGAACAUAUCGAAGAGCAGGCAAAGUCAGGAUACUACAACGAUUGCAAGAUGGGUACACAAGCCAAUGGCACAUUCUCAGGCCCCGUGCCGCUCUGGAUCGAUGGAAAGGAGGUCACAACAUCCACAACCUUCGACGUCGAUAGCCCUACCAACAGCCAGAAGCUCUGGACCUCGUCUUCAGCAUCAGUGAAAGAGGCACAGCAGGCUUGUGAAGCAGCACAGAAGGCGUUCAAGCCAUGGAGCAAGACAAAGCCUGGCAAGAUCUGGCAGAUCCUCACCAAGGCUGCUGACAUCUUGGAGGCGAGGAAGGAAGAGGCUGCCAAGUACAUGAUGGAGGAGACGGGAGCGCUGCGGCCCUUCGCGGACUUUAAUAUCACCACAACGAUUGACAAUUUGCGUGACGUGGCUGGCAGACCGGCGGAUAUUCAUGGGAUUAUACCACCAACGAAGGCAGACGGCCAAGCGGCACUUGUUUUCAAGGAGCCGUAUGGAGCCAUUUUGGGUAUCGCACCCUGGAACGCACCGUACAUUCUCGGUGUCCGCGCCUUCCUACCUGCACUCGCAGCCGGUAACACUAUCGUCCUGAAGGGCUCCGAGCUCUCGCCUCGCACAUACUGGAUCAUAGGCUCAAUCUUCAAGGAAGCCGGCCUUCCGGACGGAGUUCUGAACAUUGUCUACCACAGACCUGCCGAUGCUGCAGAUGUGACCAAUGCACUCAUCGAGCACCCUGCGAUCAAGAAGGUCAACUUCACUGGAUCCACCGGUGUAGGCAGCAUCAUUGCAUCCAAAGCUGGCAAAGAGCUUAAGCCUGUACUUAUGGAACUUGGUGGUAAGGCGAGUGCAAUCGUCUGCGAAGACGCCAAUAUCGAACACUCCGCUUUCCAGUGUGCUCUGGGUGCUUUCAUGCACGCAGGUCAGAUCUGCAUGUCAACUGAACGCAUCAUCGUCAACCGCAAGAUCCAGGACAAGUUCGCCGAGGCCUUGAAGGGCGCAACCGAGAAGAUCUACUCCUCCAAGGGCGAAUCCCCAGUCCUAGUUGCCAAGCCAGGUGUAGAGAAGAACCACAAGCUCCGCACAGAUGCAGUCUCGAAGGGUGCCACAGUCUUGUAUGGCGAUGCACAAGAGCAGGACAUUGCCCACUACAGGAUCCGACCGACCAUCAUCACCGAUGUCAAGAAGGACAUGGACAUUUUCUACACCGAGUCGUUCGGCCCAACCGUAUCUCUCAUUCCCGUCGACACCGACGAGGGAGCCAUUGAUCUCGCGAACGACACCGAGUAUGGUCUGUCCGGCGCCAUCUUCACGGAGAACCUGGGCCGUGGCUUGAAGAUUGCGAAGGAGAUUGACUCAGGUGCCAUCCACAUCAACUCGAUGAGUGUCCACGAUGAGUACUCACUCCCACACGGCGGUGUCAAAAAGAGUGGAUGGGGUCGUUUCAAUGGCAAGUGGGGUAUGGAGGAGUUUUUGAAGUUGAAGACUGUGUCCUACAUCGAGUCGUAG